This is a messenger RNA of Puccinia triticina, 915 nucleotides long. RefSeq lists its product as uncharacterized. Gene Ontology annotation, cellular component: plasma membrane. Gene Ontology annotation, molecular function: phospholipid scramblase activity. The transcript has 3 exons. Lineage: Eukaryota; Fungi; Basidiomycota; Pucciniomycetes; Pucciniales; Pucciniaceae. Gene Ontology annotation, biological process: plasma membrane phospholipid scrambling. The record is from RefSeq and is a predicted model, not a curated record. Bases 1 to 915 code for a protein of 304 amino acids.
AUGUACCCAGUUCUAAGAAUACGAAUCCCGGAAUCGAAAUCGAGAUGGCCAGCUGUAGCAGUCUUUAGCCCUCUUUCUGGGGCCACACUCACUCAACCGACGACUAACAGCCGGGCUACUAUCAGGACACCGGUGCAAUUACUCUCCCCUGCCAGUACGACCGGCUCCGGAAGUUCUCCCGCAAGUCGUCGAAUCGAGGCAAACAGAAACUCCAUCUGUCUGCCCUGGUUCACUAGAUUGCUCAGUCGCCGUGGAACUUGGGCUCCUUACAGCACAAGCUUUCCAUGGACAGAGUAUGAAAGCGGCUCAUCUCUGACAUCUCCGCCUAGAGCGACGAACGUUCCGAGCGGAGGAGCAGGACCCCGCCGAUCGGUACAGGCACCAACAUCGUUGAUCCUCGUCCAGAUACCUGACCAUCCCAACGGCUACCAGCUUCUCCGUCCUGCCCAUCCCGUCGCUCCGUUACUCUCGCAAUCCGCCCUGGCCAGCCGGUAUCGUAUCCUCAGUCCGACCGGGCAGACCUUGGGCUUCCUCGCCGAAGAAGAACGAGGGUUCAGCGGGACCCUUCUCCGGCAACUUGCGGGCACCCAUUGGGCCUUCCAGGCCAGCAUUUCCGACUCACUCGGCGUCGAGCUCCUCCGCAUCCGCCGCCCUUUCAGUCUGAUCAACUCGCGCAUCUUCGCCGAGAAUAGUAGUUGGACAGAAAAUCCUCAGGAGCGCGCGAUGGUCGGCGAGAGUCAACAAGAGUUCCACCUCUGGCGCCGCCGCGACAAUCUCUUCGCCCGUCUUGGCCGCUCAGAUGCUGCUCAGGAUGAAGUGCAGCAACCUAUGAGCAAUUCUCCCAUGUCGACGCCGACUCACUUUAGACUGAAAGUGAUUUGUAUCCUACAUAAGGCACAUAACUAUAUUGUGUGA